AACCUCGACGUGACGUUUCCAAACCCUAGAGCUCCAGAAGCGCGCGCGCUAAAGUCCGAAAGCGUCCAGCGGCAGCCAUGUAGGAGCGCGCGAGCGCGAGACAGCUGACCCCUCACCUGCCGAGUCCGACCCAAGGAACACACGCACGCACACGCUCGCGCGCAGGAAUGUAGAAAGGUGCGCGAGACACUAAACUAAACUCACUAAACCCCUCAGCUCAGCGGAGCUGGAUCUGCACCGGUGGGACCCUCUCGGCUCGCGCUGUACCGGUGGGACCCCCUUUGGCGCGCGCUGCCAUAAAACCCCCUCAGCCUUCACUGAUCUGCGUUUAUAAAAAAGAAAAUCAGCCGAACGUCGCGAGCCGGACAGAUCACCAGGACAGCGAUGGUGUGCACUGAAGCUCCUGCAGAACAUCUGGGCUUCUCGCUCAUCCACAGUGUGUAAGAGUUCAGAGUGAGAGAGACGGUCCGGCAAAAUGAGGAAACUACAGACUCUAUUAUUCCUGAUCUGUUUACACAAGGUCACAUGUCGGCGGUUGCGGAUCCCGGAGCUGGGUGUGAUGGAAUGGGAGGAAAGCCGUAACGAGGGUUUGAGCGUGAAUCCCAAAGGAACGAACCCGCGAGUCCCCAACCCCCUGCGCCUCUUCUCCAGGAGCUCCCCGAGCCCGAAGAGCGGCCCGAGACAGGAGGCGUAUUUGGAAAACAUGGAGGACCCCUGGGACUGGUUAUCUAACCGGACAGAUGUCGGGGAGGCGCCAAGCAGGACUAAGCGCAGGCCCAUCGUGAAGACGGGGAAGUUCAAAAAAAUGUUUGGCUGGGGCGACUUCAACUCCAACAUCAAGACCGUGAAGCUGAACCUCCUCAUCACGGGGAAGAUUGUGGACCACGGGAACGGGACCUUCAGCGUCUACUUCCGCCACAACUCCACCGGCCUGGGGAACGUCUCCGUCAGCCUGGUCCCUCCCUCCAAGGUGGUCGAGUUCGAAAUGGCUCAGCAGAGCACGCUGGAGACCAAGGACUCCAAGGCCUUCAACUGCCGCAUCGAGUACGAGAAAACGGACCGCAACAAGAAGACUGCGCUGUGCAGCUUCGACCCGUCCAAAGUGUGCUACCAGGAGCAGACGCAGAGCCACGUCUCCUGGCUCUGCUCCAAGCCCUUUAAGGUCAUAUGCAUCUACAUCGCCUUUUACAGCGUCGACUACAAACUGGUGCAGAAAAUCUGCCCCGAUUACAACUACCACAGCGACACGCCCUACUCCUCCACGGGGUAAACGGGGAAAAACGGUGCGCUCGGACGGCCCUCUCUCGCUCGGAAACCUCAUUAAAUUUUACAAGGAUCUUCUGUUCAAGUACAAUCUCUA
Molecule: messenger RNA, 1360 nt
Organism: Astyanax mexicanus (Mexican tetra)
Lineage: Eukaryota; Metazoa; Chordata; Actinopteri; Characiformes; Acestrorhamphidae
Gene: nxph2a
Product: neurexophilin 2a
Exons: 3
Coding region: 476-1270 (264 amino acids)
Molecular function (GO): signaling receptor binding
Source: RefSeq, a predicted model, not a curated record